AUGGUGGCUGCAAAGAUGAAAAAGUCUCUGGAGUCCAUCAACUCUAGGCUCCAACUCAUUGUGGGAAGUGGAAAGUAUGUGCUGGGGUACAAGGAAACUCUGAAGAUGAUCCGACAAGGCAAAGCAAAACUGGUUAUCCUCACCAACCACCAUCUGGCUUUGAGGAAAUCUGAAGUAGAGUAUGUUAUGUUGGCCAAAACAGGUGUCCAUCAAUACAGUGGUAAUAAUAUUGAAUUGGGCACAGUGUAUGGAAAAGACUACAGAGUAUGCACACUGGCUAUCAUUGAUCCAGGUGUUUCUGAUAUUAUUAAAAGCAUGUCAAAACAAAUUGGUGAAAAGUAA
This is a messenger RNA of Carlito syrichta (Philippine tarsier), 342 nucleotides long. Its product is annotated as 60S ribosomal protein L30-like. Lineage: Eukaryota; Metazoa; Chordata; Mammalia; Primates; Tarsiidae. Gene Ontology annotation, molecular function: RNA binding; structural constituent of ribosome. Gene Ontology annotation, cellular component: cytosolic large ribosomal subunit. The transcript has a single exon. The record is from RefSeq and is a predicted model, not a curated record. Bases 1 to 342 code for a protein of 113 amino acids.